UAUAAAUAGACUAUGUCUCACCUCUUGAAAAGUUGGUAUCGACGGGGGGGAGAAGAGCACCUUGAAAAGUUGAAGUUGUAGGUCACAGGGGCCGAAGUUUAGCUUGACCAAUGUGCAUCUGAUCCCCCUUCAUGAAGCGAUGGACCAUCUCAUAUUAGUGACACAGUUUAUACAAGGGGUUGUUAAUAAUGUGGAAUCAAAGGAACUCACAUGUGAUCUCAUGAAGGUUUGGAUGCCUAAGUCAUCGGACACACCCUUCAUAAUCAUGGUUGUUGCAUUAAAUCUCUUCAUAAAAUCGCGGAGGGAUUCAUUUUCUCGCUACCGGAUGGACAUGGGAUAUGCUGAGGACUGUUGGGGUAUCUUGUUGGCCUAAAAUCUACUCAUGAAUAAAUUAUCCAACUGAUCAAAGCUACGAAUGGACCCUUGAGGAAGCGACAAGUACCGCUGUCGGGCAGUGUUGGAUAGAGUCAUGGGGAAGCUCUGCACUUGACAGCAUCGGAAGCCCCACGGGUAUUCAUGUAAUUGCAGUGAGAAAGAUGAUCUUCCGGAUCUCCCACCCCAUUGUAAGAGAGUUUGGGGAAUUUGAAGGAGGCAGAGAGGUUGUGGGUCAAAACCGAGGCUUUGUUAGUCUUGGAACCCUUGACUUCUUGCAGCAACUCCAACUUGAGGGUUGCUAUUUGCUCCUCAAAGAAAGCUACUUUGUUACGGGUCCCCUGAUCCGAACGGUUGGUGGGUUGAACUUCUUCCAUAUCUUCAUCAUCGUUAUUGUCCUUCUAAUUCUUGCGAACAGUGGACUGAGCCGAACCUUUCAGAUGCAGAUGAGGGGGAUCCAACAGGCGUUGGCUCUCUUGUUGCUCUUGAAACUGGCGCUGCUGGGCUAGAAGCUAUUCUUCCAUGAGACGCGUCUUCUCCUGCAUCUCAGUGACUUGGUGCUAAGGGCGAGAGGCUUAUUGUGGAAUAAGCUUUCAACUCUUCCCUACAUAACUCCUUUAGUUGUCUAAUCUUUAAUCCUAGUUGGGACAAAAUUUUAUGUAUGAAAUGCUUGGUGAUAUAAUCUGCAGACAACAGAGAAAUCUUAUUGCUCCUAAAA
This is a messenger RNA of Gossypium arboreum, 1090 nucleotides long. RefSeq lists its product as uncharacterized. Bases 537 to 881 code for a protein of 114 amino acids. The transcript is spliced from 2 exons. NCBI's taxonomy places the organism in Eukaryota, Viridiplantae, Streptophyta, Magnoliopsida, Malvales, Malvaceae. The record is from RefSeq and is a predicted model, not a curated record.